GAGUAGGUUCCAGAAUAGACUGGUAGACAGUUAAAGUGGUUUGUUGAAGUUAGUCCCGGCGCUGUGGAAACCAGGGCGGAAUGCCGCGGUUUCGCUGCUGCCGGCUUUUUUAGGAGGAAGCUUCAGGCUGUGAGGGCUGUCUUUCUCUGUGAGUGAGCCGGCAGCUUCAGGCCCGUGGGACCCGCCUCCCCAGCCCCGGCCGCUGGUCACUUCCGGCGGGCGGCGCCGGCACGCAAGCCCGAGGCUUCACACUUGGCUCUAGGCCCUGCUUGAAAAGAAUAAAACCGGUAGCGGAACUUUGGGGAUUCCUCCUUCAACUCGAGGGCAAGACCAGAGUGAGGGCUUGGCUCUGGUUUCUUGCUCUCCACCCAGCUCUUGCAUCUUCUCCUCCAGUUGGCUCUGUCACUAUGGUGACACUCUGCCCUAUGCCUCUCUGAUGAUCCUGGUUCACCCUCUGCAGCUUCCAUGUGGUCCUAGCUGGCCUGUGAGCCAUGUCCAAGAAGCAAGCGGUCAAAACCAGAACUAAUAAGAAACUGGAUUUGGAGCGGAAAAGGGACGAGAAGGCUGUGAGACGAGCCCUGGCUAAGGAGAGGAAGAACAGAUCCCAGGACGGGUCAGAGGAUGAAGAGUUUUUGAGCUUUGCCAACCAACUACUGACCAUGGGACUCAAACUCAGGGAAGUUCCUGGUGAUGGGAAUUGUCUCUUUCGUGCUCUUGGAGAUCAGCUUGAAGGUCAUUCUCGAAACCACCUAAAGCACCGGAGGGAAACAGUGGACUUCAUGAUAAAACAUCGUCAAGAUUUUGAACCGUUUGUUGAGGAUGACGUCCCUUUUGAUCGAUAUGUUGCGAAUCUGGAAAAGCCAGGCACGUUUGUCGGCAACGAUGUAAUUGUCGCCUUCGCAAGGAACAACCAAGUGAAUAUUGUGAUUCAUCAGCUUAAUGCCCCACUUUGGCAGGUUUUUGGAACCCGAAAGAGCAAUCCUGUAGAGUUGCAUAUUGCCUACAGAUAUGGGGAGCACUAUGACAGCGUACGCAUGCUCAAUGAUAAUUCAGAAGCACCUGCAAACCUAAAGACAGAGAUGCUUGUUAAAGAUGAUCCAAAGAAGAAAGAUCGAAACAAAAUGAGCCAUUACCAGAUGGAAGAUAUACGGGAUUUUGAAAGUGAGGUGACCAAGAUUGAUUUGGAUGAUGCAAUUCAGAAAGUACGCAAUGCAACGGGGUGCAUGGAUACUGAUAUGAUUAUACAGAAUCUGGAGGCUGAAAACUACAACAUAGGGUCUGUAAUAUUCACCAUUUUGCAGACCAAUGAACUGAAGAAUAGCAAUAGUGAUGAAGAUUCCAACAAAACUGGUUCUAAUUGCAGCCCUCCGCACAUGUCACCCCUCUGGAUGGAGAAUGGAACUGGUAACAGGAUUUUUGGAAAUCACACUGUCAAUACUGAAGAGUUUGAAAACAAUAAGCGGCCCAAUGACGUAGAAGAAAACAAAAGAACCAGAAAUAAGGUAACGAAUAAGCAGCGAAAAGAACAGCAAAGGUUGGAAAAGAAGAAACGACAGGAGGAACGACACCGACAGAAGGUCCUAGAGAGCAGGAGCAAUAAUAUGGAAGACAAUGGGACCAAUAGAGACUUUCAGGCACCGGUUACCCUAGUGAAAACAUUUACAACUUUAAAUAUUUGAUUUGUGGACAGCAACUGGCAAUCAUCUGACAUUGAAUGGUUACAUAAGUCUCCGGAGUAGGAGAUAACAUGGGGAAAUGGAGAGGUUUUCUGAUGCUGCUCUCGAUUAAGAAAGUAUUUGAUUUCACAUCUUUUGAAGAACUUGUUUUCUUUGCAAACAUGAACAUGGGCAAAGGGGAAGAAAUGGCCUAAAGGUGGAAGCAGUGGAUUACUUGCAUUUUACAAAUGCAGUAAAUCUUCAUAAAGUAACAAGUCAAAAUUUAAAUAAGCAUUGCAAAAUGUAUAUGUGGAUGAAUUAGCAGUAAAUGGAUUUACAGACAAGAAAGCUCUUUAAUAACUGCAAACAUGGGUUACAGACUGGCUGUAAUAUAUUUUAAGUUAUCAUACUCUUUACACCUUCUUUAAUGAUUAAUACUAGAGAUGAAAUAUGAGUCCCUUUCUUUAGAAGCUAUAUUAUAUACUGGCUUUGGCAUAUUGAACAUUUCUAAAAACAUCAUUGGUAUCGUGUUCUGGAAACAGUGUGUUCCAAUGGGCAUCAGGUGGGGUAGGGCCAUAAACAUUCAUCGAAGUGAAGCUGUUCCUUUUUUUAAUCCUUACCAGGACUUUACUCUUUCAGUAAAGAGUGCGAAUAUGCUGCUAACCACCAAAAAUGAAGGUUCCUUUCCACACAGAACGUGCUAAGAACUUUAUCUGAGUAGGCUGAAUGGCUGUUAAUCUAAUAUAAGACAAGUGGAAGAAUUGCAACUUUUUAUGAACACCAGAUAUUCCUGUAUCUUAUUCAUUAAAGCUUUGUCAGAGAUAUUUUUA
Molecule: messenger RNA, 2485 nt
Organism: Hemiscyllium ocellatum (epaulette shark)
Lineage: Eukaryota; Metazoa; Chordata; Chondrichthyes; Orectolobiformes; Hemiscylliidae
Gene: otud3
Product: OTU deubiquitinase 3
Exons: 9
Coding region: 492-1679 (395 amino acids)
Biological process (GO): protein deubiquitination
Molecular function (GO): cysteine-type deubiquitinase activity
Source: RefSeq, a predicted model, not a curated record